GGGAGUCGGUAAAGACCACGACGUUUCCCUAGCACAGUCUAGUUUAAGCAAAAUUCUUACUGAAGUGCUGGAAAUCUUUGAGAAGCAUCUGUGCCCAAAGUGGAUUCAAGUAGCAAAGACAGCCGAAGAAAAAAGAAAAAUUGCCAAGCUUUAUAUGUAAGGCAUGGCUUUCCCGGUGUAAUGGGAUGCAUUGAUGGAACGCAUGUGCGAAUCAUAGCACCCACUGAAAAUAAACAUCUUUACUAUAAUAGAAAGGGAAAAUACAGUUUAAAUGUGAUGCUUCUCUGUGAUCAUGAACUAAAAGUCCGCUACGUGGAUGCAUCCCACCCCGGUGCUUCCCACGAUUCCUUUAUUUGGAAUACAAGUGAUUUAAGAGCACACUUUGAGCAGGAUUACUUGCGAGGAGUAACCAACUUUUGGCUACUAGGAGAUGCUGGUUGCCCUUUAGAGCCAUGGCUCUUGACACCACACAGGGUUCCAAACGAAGGCUCUACUGAAAGUAGAUUUAAUGAAGUGCACUCGAAGUGCCGCAACGUAAUUGAACGCACAAAUGGUGUGUUAAAGGGUAGAUGGAGGUGUCUUCUCGGUGCGAGAGAGCUCCAUUACACUCCAAAGAAGGCGGCAAAAAUUGUCAAUGUUUGUUGUGCAAUACACAACAUUUGUAUACAUUACAAAGCAGAUUUCAGCGAGCAAAACGCUUUAACACAACCGCAGUAUAUAAAUGCAGCGCAGAGAGUACGAAGCGAUAUCGGGCUGAACUUAUAGAAUUCUGCGAACAAAUUCCACAUAAAUUUAAAUAGUAAG
Molecule: messenger RNA, 804 nt
Organism: Rhagoletis zephyria (snowberry fruit fly)
Lineage: Eukaryota; Metazoa; Arthropoda; Insecta; Diptera; Tephritidae
Product: putative nuclease HARBI1
Source: RefSeq, a predicted model, not a curated record